AUGAAGCAAGUUAAAUUCGUCCCACACCAAUCUCAAUGGACCGAUGAAGAGUUUCAAGCCAUGGUUGAAGACGUUGAGAACGACAUAGACGGCGACCAUGAAAUUAAACGGAAAUUAGCUAGGAAGGAAUAUAAAAUGGACUGGUUGCCACCACCUCCACCACCUUUACCUGUUCCUCAAGUAAAUAAGCCUUUCACGUUCCCAAGAAUUCCCACAUUUAAAUUCAAAUUCGAAUAA
This is a messenger RNA of Trichomonas vaginalis G3, 237 nucleotides long. RefSeq lists its product as uncharacterized. The record is from RefSeq and is a predicted model, not a curated record. Lineage: Eukaryota; Parabasalia; Trichomonadida; Trichomonadidae. The transcript has a single exon. Bases 1 to 237 code for a protein of 78 amino acids.